Molecule: messenger RNA, 6915 nt
Organism: Rotaria sordida
Lineage: Eukaryota; Metazoa; Rotifera; Eurotatoria; Philodinida; Philodinidae
Source: the annotation of a GenBank genome assembly
AUGUCAACAAGUGCUCAUGAUAUUGUUGAUGGAAAUUCAUCUUUAAUUCUUGGUCUUAUAUGGACAAUAAUACUUCGUUUUCAAAUUCAAGAUAUAACAAUUGAAGAAUAUGAAUCAACAGAAACUAAAUCAGCUAAAGAUGCUUUAUUACUUUGGUGUCAAAUGAAAACAGCUGAUUAUCCAAAUGUCAAUGUACGAAAUUUUACAACAUCAUGGAAAGAUGGUUUAGCAUUUUGUGCUUUAAUACAUAAACAUCGUCCUGAUCUUAUACCACAAUUUAAAUUAUUAACAAAAGAUAAUCCAAAUCAUAAUUUACAAUUAGCAUUUGAUAUAUGUGAAAAACGUUUAGGUAUAAGUCGAUUACUUGAUCCUGAAGAUGUUAAUGUUGAAUAUGUUGAUGAAAAAUCUGUAAUAACAUAUAUUGUUACAUUAUAUCAUUAUUUUUCAAAAAUGAAAAAUGAUAAUGUACAAGGUAGACGUUUAGCUAAAGUUAUUGGUUCAGCACUUGAUUCAGAAAAAAUGGCUAAUGAAUAUGAACGUUUAGUAAAUGAUUUAUUAGCUUGGAUUGAACAAACAAUACGUGUUUUAAAUGAUCGACAAUUUCCAAAUUCACUUAUACGUGUACAUGAAAAACUUGUUGAAUUUAAUCGUUAUCGUGUUAUUGAUAAACCAGCACGAUUUGCUGAUAAAGGAAAUUUAGAAGUAUUAUUAUUUACAUUACAAAGUAAAGAACGUGCUAAUCAACAAAUACCAUAUCAACCACGUGAAGGAAAAAUGAUAUCAGAUAUAAAUCGUUCAUGGGAAAAUCUUGAACGUGCUGAACAUGAACGAGAAUUAGCAUUACGUGAAGAAAUUCUUCGACAAGAACGUUUAGAACAAUUAGCAACAAAAUUUAAUCGUAAAGCUGGCUUAAGAGAAAAAUGGUUAACUGAUAGUGAAAAACUUGUUGCAAGUGAUCAAUUUGGUACAGAUUUAGCUUCUGUUGAAGCAGCAUUUAAAAAACAAGAAGCCAUACAAACUGAUAUAGCUGCAUUUGAAGAACGUCUUCAAAAUAUAAUGGCUAUUGCAAAUGAACUUAAAACAGAAGAUUAUCAUGAUUAUGCAACAAUUGAAGCACGAAAAAAAAAUGUUGAAAUGCAUUGGGAAUAUUUAAUUAGUUUAGUUACUAAACGUCGACAAUGUCUUGAACUUGCUUAUAAUUUACAACGCGUUUUUCAAGAAAUGCAAUAUAUAUUUGAAUGGAUAAGUGAUUUAAAAUGGCGAUUAAAAUCAGAUGAUAUUGAAAAAUAUGUUAUGUCAGCUGAUGAUUUACUUCAACGACAUUCAUUAAUUGAAGCUGAUAUAUAUAUUAUUGAUGAACGUUUAAAACGUGCUAUAACUGAUGCUGAUGAAUAUCUUAAUCCUGAUGUUAAUAUUGAUGGUUAUCGUCCAGCAACACCAGAAGAAAUUGAAAUGCGUAUACAUAAUUUGCAAAAAUCUUAUGAAGAAUUAAUUGAAUUAGCACGUAAACGCCGUGAAUUACUUGAACAAGCAAAACUUUUAUCAAAAUUUUAUUCUGAUAUUGGUGAUGCAGAAUUAUGGAUUGAUGAAAAACAACAAACUAUGACAUCACCUGAUAUGGGUCAUGAUGUUAAUACAACUGAGAGUUUAAUUGGAAAACAUAAAUUAGUUGAAAAUGAUAUGAAUGCAAGAUAUGGUCAACUUGAAACAUUAACAAAUCAAGGCGAUUCAAUGAUAAAACAAGGACAUUUUGCAUCAAGAAAAGUUAAUGAACGUUUAGAUAUGCUUAAAUUAAAAUGGGAUAAUUUAAUACAAAUGUCAUCAAAUCGUGUUGAAAAAUUAAAUCAAACACAUGAUUAUUAUCAAUUUUUUUCUGAUGCUGAUGAUAUUGAUACAUGGAUGCUUGAUAUGUUAAAAUUAGUAUCAAGUGAAGAUAUUGGUCGUGAUGAAUUAUCAGCACAAACAUUAUUAAAAAAACAUAAAGAUACACAAGAUAUAUUAGAUAAUUAUCGUCAAACAAUUGAUAAUUUAAAACGAACAAAUCUACAAAUUUUAACUAAUGAACAACAAAAUUCACCUGAUGUUCAACAACGUCUUCAAUCAAUUGAACGUCGUUAUACAGAAUUACUUGAAUUAUCAAAAUUACGUAAACAAAAAUUACAUGAUGCUAUAUCAUUAUUUCGUUUAUUAGCUGAUGCUGAUAAUGUUGAAGCAUGGAUUGAAGAAAAAGAAAGAUUUUUAGCAACAUUAGAUCCAACACAAGUUAAUGAUAUCGAAGAAUUAGAAGUAAUUAAACAUCGUUUUGAUGGUUUUGAACGUGAUAUGAAUUCAACAGCAUCAAAAGUUGCUAUUGUUGGUCAUCAAGCACGUACAUUAGUACAAAAUGAUCAUCCUAAUUCACAAGAAAUAUUAGAUCGUAUUAAUAAAUUAAAUCAUAAUUGGGCACAAUUAAGACGUUUAGUUGAUAAAAAGCGUGAUGAUUUAAGUUCAACAUUUGGUGUACAAACAUUUCAUAUUGAAUGUAAUGAAACAAUAUCAUGGAUACAAGAUAAAAUUCGUAUUGUACAAUCAACUGAAGAUUUAGGUCGUGAUCUUGGUGGUGUUAUGACAAUGCAACGUCGUUUAAGUGGUUUAGAACGUGAUAUGGCUGCUAUACAAUCAAAACUUGAUCAACUUGAAUCAGAAGCAUCAAAACUUGAAAAAGAUCAUCCUGAGGAAGCAAAAGAUAUAAAUAAUAAAGUAAAUCAAAUAAAUUCUGUUUGGUAUGAAUUAAAAGAAAUUUUACGUCGUCGUGAAGAAUCCAUGGGUGAAGCAGCUGAAUUACAAAAAUUUCUUCGUGAUCUUGAUCAUUUUUCAGCAUGGUUAACACGUACACAAACAUUAGUUGCUAGUGAAGAUAUACCAAAUACAUUAAGUGAAGCUGAACAAUUAUUAAAUCAACAUCAAACAAUAAAAGAGGAAAUUGAUCGUUAUGGUCCAGAUUAUGCACAAAUGAAAGAAUAUGGUCAUUCUGUUAUACGUGAUGCUGAUACAACAGAUCCACAAUAUAUAUUUUUACGUGAACGUUUAAAUGCACUUGAUGAUGGUUGGAAUGAACUUGAUCAAAUGUGGCAUCAAAAAAAAAAUAUGUUAACUGAAGCUAUGCAAUAUCAAAUGUUUGUUAGAGAUUCAAAUCAAGCUGAAAUUUUAUUAAAUCAUCAAGAAGCUUAUUUAGCACGUGAACGUGAACAACAACCAAGAUCACUUGAUGAUGUUGAAAUGUUAAUUAAAAAACAUGAAGAUUUUGUUACAACAAUGUCAGCUAAUGAAGAUAAAAUACAAGGUGUUUGUUCAUUUGCUCAACGUUUAUGUCAAGAAAAUCAUUAUUUAGGUGAUCGUAUUCUAUCUCGUGCUUCAAUUAUAAAUGAUCGUUAUGCUGCUAAUCGUCAAUUUGCACUUGAAAUGAAUGAUAAACUUCAAGAAUCACUUAAAUAUUUUCAAUUUAUUCAAGAUUGUGAUGAUCUUAAAGAAUGGCUUGAUAUGAAAACUUUACAAGCACAAGAUGAUGCAUAUCGUGAUACAGCUAAUAUUCAUACAAAAUAUCUUCGUCAUCAAGCAUUUCAAGCCGAAAUAAAUUCUAAUAAAGAACGUUUACUUUCAUUAAAACAAAAUGCUGAACAAUUAAAAUCAGAAAAUUAUCAACAAAUUGAUACAAAUUUAAUUGAUCAACGUAUUAAUGAAUUAGAUGAUUUAUGGAUUAAAUUAGAAGAAAUAACACGUGAAAAAGGUGAACGUUUAUUUGAUGCUAAUCGUUCAAAAUUAUUUCAACAAUCUAUAACAAAUCUUGAUGAAUUUAUGUCUAAUAUUGAAAAACAUUUAUAUGCUGGUGAACCAACACCAACAGAUUUAACUGAAGGACAAAUUUCAACAACAACACCAACACUUGAACCAGUAGAAAAUAAUUUAACAGCAACAAAUCUUUUAUUACUUAAACAAACAACUAUUGAAGAAGAAUUAUCAAAACGUCAACAACAAGUUGAUGAAUUACGUACACAAGCUGAAAAAUUAAAACAAAUAGAACCAGAAAAAUCUGAUGAAAUUGAUACAAAACGUUUACAAGUUGAAGAAAAAUUUUCUAAACUUUUAUUACCAUUAGAACAAAAAAAAUUACGUUUAGAACAACAAAAACAUUUACAUCAAUAUCUACGUGAUAUUGAAGAUGAACAAAUAUGGUUAAGUGAAAAACGUCAUUUAUUACAAACAUAUUCAGAUUUAAUAUUUAAUAAUAAACAACAAACAUUAAUGAAUAUUAAAUUAUUAAAACGUAAAAAUGAAACAUUAUUGAAAGAAAUUGAAAAUCAUGAACAACGUUUAUUAGAACAUUUAAAUAAUGAAUGCGAACGUAUAAGUCAAGAUUAUCCAUCACGUGCAAAUGAAUUUCAACAACGUUUAGAACAAUUAACAGUUAAUUAUAAUGAUUUAAAACAAACAAUAAAACAACGUCGACAACAAAUUGAAUUAUUAGAAAAUCUCUAUCAAUAUUAUUAUGAUUUAAGUGAUGCUGAAGCAUGGUUAGGUGAACAAGAAUUAUAUAUGAUGAGUGAAGAACGUGGUAAAGAUGAAUUAGCAACACAAACAUUUAUACGUAAACAACAAACAAUCGAUCAAACAAUUGAAAAUUAUAGUCAUAUACUUCAUGAAUUAAAUGAACGUGCAAAAAAUUUACUAGAUAACUUAAAUCAAUCAAGUUUAUCUGAUGAUUUUAUUAAUGAACAUAAUGAUUUAAUUAAUAAACGACAAACACAAUUAGACAAAUUAUAUGCUAGCUUAAAAGAUUUAUCUAUUGAACGACGACAACAAUUAGAUGAAACAUUAAAACUUUAUCGUUUACAUAAAGAAAUUGAUGAUCUUGAACAAUGGAUAUCAGAUAGAGAAUUAAUAGCUGGUUCACAUGAGCUUGGACAAGAUUUUGAACAUGUAUCUAUGUUACUUGAUCGUUUUGUAGCAUUUGAACAAGAAACACAACAAAUUGGUAAUGAACGUUUACAAUAUGCAAAUAAUAUGAUUGAUCAUUUAAUAUCAAAUGGUCAUAUUGAUUCAGCACAAAUAGCUGAAUUAAAAGAUUCAUUAAAUGAAUCAUAUCAAGAUUUAUUAGAAUUAAUUGAAACACGUUUACAAUCAUUAAAAGCAUCAUGGGAAUUACAAAAAUUUUUACAUGAUUGUAAAGAAAUUUUAUUAACAAUGCAAGAACGUAAAAAUUCUAUACCAGAUGAAAUUGGUCGUGAUCAGCAAAGUGUACAACAAUUAUUACGUAAACAUCAACAAUUUGAAACUGAAUUAGUUUUAUUAGCACAAGAUAUACAACGUAUACAACAAGAAUCAAAACGUUUAAAUGGACGUUAUGCUGGUGAAAAAGAAGCUGAAAUAAAACAAAAAGAAAUUGAUGUUUUAACGCAAUGGAAAUUAUUACAACAAUUUGUUGAUCAACGAAAACGUUUAUUAAAUGAUUAUGAAGAUUUACAUAGAUUUUUUGGUUUAGCUAGAGAUUUACAUUUAUGGAUGGAUGUUAUGAUUAGACAAAUGAAUAAUAGUGAUAAACCACAUGAUGUUAGUGGAGUAGAUUUAUUAAUGAAUAAUCAUCAAAGUUUAAAAGCAGAAAUUGAUGCUAGACAAGAAAAUUUUAUUAUGUGUAUUAAUUUAGGUAAAGAUUUAAUUAACCGCCGUCAUGCACGUUCAUCUGAAGUAAAAGAUAAAUGUAUACAAUUAUCUAUGUUACGUGAUCAUGUUGAUGAUACAUGGAAUGAACGUUGGGAAUAUUUACAACUUAUUUUAGAAGUUUAUCAAUUUGCACGUGAUGCAGCUAUUGCUGAAACAUGGUUAAUUGCACAAGAAUCUUAUUUAACUAAUGAAGAACUUGGUGAAACAUUAGAUCAAGUUGAAAAUUUAAUAAAACGUCAUGAACAAUUUGAAAAAUCAUUAUUAGCACAAGAAGAUCGUUUUAAUGCAUUACGUAAUUUAACAACAUUAGAAAAAAAACGACAAUUACCACCAGUUGAACCUCGUCAAAGUCGUUUACCAAUUUAUUUAGAAGAAUUUAAAACAUGGGAAGAACGUGAUGCUGAACGACCAUCAACAUUAACAGAUAAAACAAAAUUUCAAUCAACUAUAACAGAAGAAAAAACUACGACUGAUGGUAGUAUUCGUUCAACAAUAUUACCAGGUAAACAACAAUCUAGUCAAGAUUUAGAAUCAACAAUUAAUAAACAACGACGAUCAGAAUCAGCAACACGUUUACCAACAUUAAAAGAAGGUUUCUUAUCACGUAAACAUGAAUGGGAAGGACAUGAACGUAAAGCAACACAUCGUGCAUGGGAAAAAUAUUAUACAGCAUUAAUAAACAAUCGUUUACAAUUUUAUAAAGAUGCUAAACAUUUGAAAACAGGUCGUACAAUGACAGAUGAUCUUCAAUUAGAUUCAUCAACAAGUGUUGCACCAGCCAUAGAUUAUCGUAAAAAAACAAAUGUAUUUCGUUUAAAAUUUCAAGAUGGUAAUGAAUAUUUAUUUCAUGCUAGAGAUGAUAUUGAAAUGAAUGAAUGGAUUACUGCAAUAAAUAAUUUCAUAUCAUCAUCAUCAAUAACUACCUCACUAAUAACACAAAUACCAACAAUUGCUUUAACAUCACCACCAACAACAACAAUGGUACCAUCAUCAUCAUCAUCAUCUAGUUCUCCUCAACAUCCACCACCAUCUACUAUGAUAUCAAGUACAUCAGGUAUGCAAAUGCCUCAAAGCUCAUCAACUACCGAACAAAAAUCACGAACAUUACCAUUACGUUCAAGUUCAUCAGUUGAACCUCAAGUUUCAUCGAGUUCAUCUCAACAACCACCAACAGGCAAAAAGAAAUCAGGUGGAUUUUUUUCAAUGAAACGAAAAUGA